This is a messenger RNA of Meloidogyne enterolobii, 720 nucleotides long. NCBI's taxonomy places the organism in Eukaryota, Metazoa, Nematoda, Chromadorea, Rhabditida, Meloidogynidae. The record is from the annotation of a GenBank genome assembly.
AGCAAUAUGGGUAUUGUAGAAAAAAUUCAAGAAAUUGAGCGUGAAAUAGGGCGGACACAGAAGAAUAAAGCUACAGCAAAAUUGGCCAAAUACCGACAGGAGUUGUUAGAGCCUUCUGCAAAAGGUGGAGGUUCUAAAGGAGAAGGUUUCGAUGUUAUGAAGAGUGGAGAUGCUAGAGUAGCACUUAUUGGAUUCCCUUCCGUUGGAAAGUCAACAUUUUUGUCUACCGUUACCACUACAGAAAGCGUGGCAGCCUCAUAUGAAUUUACAACAUUGACUUGCAUUCCUGGCGUUAUCGAGUAUAACGGCGCAAACAUUCAAUUACUCGAUCUUCCCGGAAUUAUUGAAGGCGCUUCUCAAGGAAAAGGCCGUGGAAGGCAAGUUAUUGCUGUUGCUAAAACUGCCGAUUUAAUUUUGAUGAUGCUGGAUGCUACAAAGGGGGACAUUCAGAGAGGACUUCUCGAAAAAGAAUUGGAAGCUGUUGGUAUUCGUCUCAACAAAAAGCGUCCAAAUAUUUAUUUUAAAAGAAAGGCUGGAGGAGGUGUUAAAUUCACCCACACAGUUCCACUGACUUUUUGUGAUGAAAAAAUGAUUCAAUCAAUUUUGCAUGAAUACAAAAUAUUUAAUGCGGAUAUUAUCUUUAGAGAAAAUAGCACGGUUGACGAGUUAAUUGACAUUAUACAAGGCAACAGAGUUUAUAUUCCAUGUAAAGUUUUUUAA